CUCCAACUGUCAAUCAUUUAUUAAUUGCAACUAAACACGUACCCCCUCGAAUUCUUCAGUUUUCCCGUCAUCUUUUGAAUUCACCGCCUCCGCCGCCGCCGCCUUCUUCAUUCUCAGCCUUUGGCCACGGCGGAGCAACCACCCACAUUCCUAACACGUAACGGUUCCUCCGUCAACAUCCAAGUCUCGUGCGUUUGACGCAUUCACUACCAGCAGGCCGUUACCUUCGAACCAAAGCUUUUCGUCUCUAUGUGAAACGUUCAUAGCAAUUUCGUUUUGUUAAAUCCCCAUUGUGAUUGAUAUUGAAGAUUUUGACCUCUCCUCCAAUGGCAGACGAUAUUUCCGAUGAUGUUGUUUAUCUUCACGGCGAUCUCGAUUUGAACAUCAUCGAAGCUCGAUCCUUACCGAACAUGGAUUUGGUCACCGAGCGUCUCCGCCGCUGCAUCACAGCCUUCGACGUCUGCCGGAGACCUAGGAAGAAAAAAAACUACCACCACCACAACAAAAUCAUCACCAGCGACCCUUACGUCACCGUCUGCCUCGGCGGCGCUACGGUGGCGCGUACGCGCGUGAUCUCCAACAACCAAAGCCCCUUGUGGAACGAGCACUUCAAAAUCCCCCUCGCUCACCCCGUCUCUCAGGUGGAGUUUCAGGUCAAGGACAACGACGUGUUCGGCGCCGAUCUGAUCGGCGUCGCCACCGUGCCGGCGAAGCGAAUCAUGUCCGGCGAGCUCAUCAACGAUUGGUUUCCGAUCAUCGGACCGUACGGUAAGCCGCCGAAGCCCGACUCCGCCGUCCGGCUCCAGAUGAAAUUCGAACAAUGCGAUGGAAAUAUUGUCGCCGAGCCGGACCGAUUUGAUGUGAAACAGAGCUAUUUUCCGGUGAGGCACGGAGGUUCGGUGACUCUAUAUCAGGACGCUCAUGUUCCUGAUAACUUUCUUCCUGAGAUUGAAUUGGAUGAAAAAAUGGAGUUUAGGCAUGAUAAAUGCUGGGAAGAUAUGUGUCAUGCAAUACUGGAGGCUCAUCAUUUGGUGUACAUUGUUGGUUGGUCUAUUUUCCAUAAGGUAAGGCUUGUUAGAGAGCCGAGCAAGCCGCUGCCGAGCGGCGGAAAUUUGAUUCUCGGAGAAUUGCUCAAGUAUAAAUCUCAAGAAGGGGUUCGAGUUUUGUUGUUGGUUUGGGACGACAAGACUUCUCACAGCAAGUUCUUCCUUAAUACGGCAGGAGUGAUGCAAACUCACGACGAAGAAACUCGGAAGUUUUUCAAGCACUCUUCUGUCACUUGUAUGCUGUCUCCUCGAUAUGCAAGCAGUAAGCUUAGCAUUUUCAAGCAACAGGUUGUCGGAACCCUCUAUACACACCAUCAGAAAUGUGUGAUUGUGGAUACGCAAGCGUCUGGAAAUAACCGAAAGAUAAUUGCUUUUUUAGGAGGUCUGGACUUGUGUGAUGGUCGCUAUGAUACGCCAGAGCAUCGGCUAUUCCGUGACGUUGACUCUGUAUUUCAGGGUGAUUAUCAUAAUCCAACAUUUUCUGCAGGAACAAAGGGUCCGAGAGAACCAUGGCACGAUUUGCAUUGUAAAAUCGAAGGGCCUGCUGCGUAUGAUGUGCUCACAAACUUUGAGCAGAGGUGGAAAAAAGCCACGAAAUGGUCAGAGUUUGGACGACGUUUCAAAAGAAUAUCUCAUUGGCACGACGAUGCUUUAAUAAAGAUAGAACGCAUAUCAUGGAUACUAAGUCCUUCCUCGUCUGUUCCACAUGAUGAUCCUGCAUUGUGGGUUUCCAGGGAAGAUGAUCCUGAAAAUUGGCAUGUUCAGGUUUUCCGAUCCAUAGAUUCAGGUUCUGUGAAAGGAUUUCCAAGAGAUGUUCAUUUAGCCGAGUCUCAGAACCUCAUCUGUGCAAAAGACCUAGUGAUAGACAAGAGCAUUCAAACUGCAUAUGUUCAGGCUAUAAGAUCGGCCCAGCACUUUAUAUACAUUGAGAAUCAAUAUUUUCUUGGGUCUUCAUAUGCAUGGCCCGCUUACAAACAUGCAGGUGCUGAUAAUCUAAUCCCAAUGGAGUUGGCACUAAAGAUUGCUAGCAAGAUAAGAGCAAAAGAGAGGUUUGCAGUUUAUGUGGUCAUUCCAAUGUGGCCUGAAGGUGUUCCAACAUCUGCCUCUGUGCAAGAAAUUCUGUUUUGGCAGGGACAAACCAUGCAAAUGAUGUAUGAAAUUAUUGCACAAGAGCUGAAAUCCAUGAAUCUUGAAAACUCACAUCCGAAUGACUACCUAAAUUUCUAUUGUCUUGGUAAUCGUGAAGAAUCCCCAGAAGAAAAUUCAAAUUUAACCAGUCAACCUUCCAAUGGUGAUGUGGUUUCAGCUUCACAAAAAUUUGGACGAUUUAUGAUUUAUGUACAUGCCAAGGGGAUGAUAGUAGAUGAUGAAUAUGUGAUUUUGGGGUCUGCCAAUAUUAACCAGCGAUCCAUGGCUGGUUCAAGGGACACUGAGAUAGCUGUGGGGGCAUAUCAAUCCCAUCAGACCUGGGCUAAAAAGAAAAAACAUCCACGUGGACAGGUAUAUGGAUAUAGAAUGUCACUUUGGGCAGAGCACGUAGGAAAACUAAACAAGUGCUUCAAGGAGCCUGAAAGUUUGGUUUGCGUCGAUAGCGUGAACAAGAUUGCUGAAGAUAACUGGAAGAAGUUUACCAGAGAAGAAUUCACCCCAUUGCAGGGCCAUCUUCUCAAAUACCCCGUGAAAAUAGAUGGUAAUGGGAAGGUCAGCGCCUUGCCUGGACAAGAGAAUUUCCCAGAUGUUGGGGGAAAGGUGCUUGGUGCUCGGACAACGCUCCCUGAUGCUCUAACUACAUAGACCUCACUUGUUUUCAUGUCCAUUGUAUACUAUUAUUGUAUUUGGUGCUGGAAGAGGAGGCGGAAAAUAAUUCAAGACGGUCCAAGCCAAGUGAUAGGAAGUAAUAGAUCGUUUAAUACAUGGAAUAGUGAUGCUACUUGCUCAAAAUUUUUACACAUAAAUUUUACCCAGAAACCAAUUAAAUCACAGCCACACAUUCUGAUAAUGGGUAAAAAUAAUUUACCAUUUUUUUGGGUAAGCAGCUUUUCUCAACAUGAAAUGCCAAGUUAUAGAUUGUAUGUCAUUGCCUUCGCGAAUUGUCUUUAAACGAUCAAUUCUUUUGGAGAACUGUUUGAAAUAAUUCUGGUCUUUGAAACUCGAGAGAGUUGGGGUGGAGUGUUGUAUGUUGUAAUUUCUUAUCAAAAUUAUAUAUAUAUAUAUAUAUAUAUAUGGGGACAUAUUUUGUGAA
This is a messenger RNA of Camellia sinensis, 3288 nucleotides long. RefSeq names its product phospholipase D delta. Gene Ontology annotation, molecular function: D-type glycerophospholipase activity; calcium ion binding. The record is from RefSeq and is a predicted model, not a curated record. NCBI's taxonomy places the organism in Eukaryota, Viridiplantae, Streptophyta, Magnoliopsida, Ericales, Theaceae. Gene Ontology annotation, biological process: phospholipid catabolic process; phosphatidylcholine metabolic process. Gene Ontology annotation, cellular component: plasma membrane.